GUAGCCAGACAUUGAGAGAUUUUGAAAAAAAAUUGCAAAUAAUCUACGUGACUGGAAACACUACAAAACAGUGAGCCAACUUUUUACAGAAGUAGACAUUGGGUCUGAAACAUUUUGCAUUUAAAUGGAUAUAGUACCCAAUAUUAUUAUCAUUAUUGAAUAACAACAUGGCGCUUCAAUGUGAAUCAAGAAAGACCAAAAUAUUGUGCCACUUAGAAUCAAAGAAGAUUUUUUUGCGAACAUCACCAAGGAUACUAUUCGAGAUGAAGUCAGAAGCGGCAGACCGUUAUUGCCUGGCAGAAAGCAAAAUCUUCCACGGGAGAAUCGUCGUCUAUCCGGUUACAAGUGAUUUUUAGAUAUUCCCAAAAUGAGGAUCCCGAAAAGAUCCACCCUGUCAUCCUUCUACCUACUCUUCAUACUCGGAGCCGUCUUUGGAUACCCCAUUGACGUGGAAGACGCUGCUGAUCUUCUUCCGGAUAUUCCUCGCACAAAGAAUGAGACAGUUGCUGCUCUUGUUCAAGAUCCUGUUGUUCAGGAUGCUGUACAAUCUGUCCUAGGGGACGGUCCCUUGUCGGGACUCGUCGUGCGCAAGAGCGUCGUUAUCAUCCCCGCCAAUGAUCCAGAGACAGUAUUAUCGCAACAGCAUCAAGUGCUGACGGCUCCUAUUUCUCAUUUGGAGGACAUCAGGAAGAACAUCACGGACGCCGGUCAGGCAGAACAGGAAGAGAACAGCACCGAUGAGGAAGCAGUCAGCGAAGUUGAUGUGUCCGAAGUGAUAGCAUCGGAUGAGAAUGAAGCCUCCUCUUCGACGAAGAACAAGAAAGAGUCAUAUCCGGAAAACAAAGGAACUUCAGUACAGAAAGUUAGAAACGAUAAUCGGGUGCCUCCCAAUUUCACUGGAGUAAAGGUACCUGGAAUUGAGCAAACGGGAAUCCUUUUACCGGGAACCGUUCCUCAGAAGCUUGAGCUUCCUAAUAUCAUUGACGAGCGGAUCUCUGUACCUAUCGUGGCGAUCCUGGAUCAGUCAAAGUUACGUGAUACUUCCGGUGUGGAAGGAUCACUGGUAGCUUUACUGCCGCGUCCUAGUGAUCAGACUACUUCUGGCUUGGUAGAAAAGUAUGCUGAGAAUCAUUCUAAAAUAAAGGAAGAGGUAAAGCAAUACUUAAGCCCUGCCGUCGAGGAGAAUAAGGAACCUCUGCAUCCUGCUGUGGAAGUAGAGGUAAAAUAUAAUUCUCAUCUUCAAAAUCUUGAUGUAAAGGAAUCCGAGGAUAUGGCAGUAGCAGAGGACAUCGUCUUCAGACCGCUCUUCAGAUUUCGCCAAGAGCAAAGACGAAGAUCCUCUGUUCUUGGUUAUUCAACCUAUAAUAGAAGACAAUAUAACUCUUACUACGAUUCCUACUCCAGAAGAAAAUAUCGUGAUGAUUCACAAUACUCCAACAAAAUUGAUUAAAGAUCUAGAGCUAGAACUGCUAUUAGAGCUUCUUAGAGAUGGUUAUACUAGGAAAUAAAAAAUACACUGCGGUCUUACCAAUACAAAGGAGGACUAUACAGUGUAUACUAUACUAUACUGUACGUAGUCUAAUGUCUGAUGGGAAAUACCGAGUAAAUGCCAUUGUAGUAAGCGUAUUGUUUAACAUCUCUACGUGCUAAUUGAAGAUCGCCCAAAGGCAUCAUGAAGGAGAAAAAGAGUCAUAAUAUGGAGGUCGCGCGUCAUCC
Messenger RNA from Cephus cinctus (wheat stem sawfly), 1716 nucleotides. RefSeq lists its product as uncharacterized. Lineage: Eukaryota; Metazoa; Arthropoda; Insecta; Hymenoptera; Cephidae. The coding region runs from base 368 to 1450 and encodes 360 amino acids. The record is from RefSeq and is a predicted model, not a curated record. The transcript has 5 exons.